AUGCGUUUCACGGACGGGACGCCGUUUCUUACUGACUGGCGAAGGAUCUCUACCACUGUGUUUCAAGGCGCCUCGGCUUUGUCCGUCGCUGGAGGCAUUGCUGUGCUGAACAACCUGUCGGUGGUGAUGGAGAGGGUGGAGUACUAUAUGGCGAAUAUGAAAAUGAUUCGUGAGACUCUGGCCAAAUGCGCAAUACCCUGUUAUGGCGGUGUUGAUGCGCCCUUCGUUUUCGCCAAGUUUGGUGGGAAUUCGUGGACGGCGUUCGACAAGCUACUGCGAGACUGCCAGAUUGUCACGAUACCAGGGGUUGGCUUCGGUCCGGCAGGAGAAGGCUUUCUGCGGAUAUCUGGUUACGGCACGGCAGAUGAUAUCAAGGAAGCAUGUGAGAGAAUCCUCGCUGUGUUUGGAAGUUGA
Perkinsus marinus ATCC 50983 is the source of this 414-nucleotide messenger RNA. RefSeq lists its product as hypothetical. The record is from RefSeq and is a predicted model, not a curated record. The transcript is spliced from 4 exons. NCBI's taxonomy places the organism in Eukaryota, Perkinsozoa, Perkinsida, Perkinsidae. Bases 1 to 414 code for a protein of 137 amino acids. Gene Ontology annotation, molecular function: L,L-diaminopimelate:2-oxoglutarate transaminase activity; pyridoxal phosphate binding.